Mixia osmundae IAM 14324 is the source of this 324-nucleotide messenger RNA. RefSeq lists its product as uncharacterized. The annotation marks the transcript as partial. The record is from RefSeq and is a predicted model, not a curated record. The transcript has 3 exons. Lineage: Eukaryota; Fungi; Basidiomycota; Mixiomycetes; Mixiales; Mixiaceae. Gene Ontology annotation, biological process: mitochondrial respiratory chain complex I assembly.
CUACAGUCUGGCUUUGGCUACACAGGCGGCCGCUCAAGGUGUCAUCCAUUCUGGCAGGGCAAGCUUCGCUCGGUGGCAGAGUUUACAAAGUGCUACAGUCAAGCGGACGAGCCACUCGACUGUCUGCCCCAGAAGGAAGACUACCUCGAAUGCCUGCACCACAAGAAAGAGAUUGCGAGAGCGCAGACGAUCAAGCAGACCUACCUGUCACACCAGGGGAAGGAGGUAGCCAGUAGAAAGGCAGAGGCAGAAGUAGCCGUAGGCAGCGGCAUCAUCUCUAGCUUAGGCCUGCUCGACACGAGCAAGGACGAAGAGGAGCCAGAG